CCUUAUCGUAGGUGCAGUGGUGCGGAGUGCGUCCCUAGUUGCCCGCUCCGCAUCCAACCAGCCAACGCGUCCCCAUGGCGGCCGCCGCCGCGGGGGCUACACCGGCGACUGCGAGGAAGACUCUCUUCACCACUACAGUCACCCUCCUCUCAUCCUCACUCACACGUAGCAGCAGCAGCAGCAGCCGCAGCCGCAGCCUCUCCUGCUCUGCCGCGUCCGCCGCCGCCCCGCGCCUCGCGCCGCAGCCGCCGGACCUUGUCCGGUGGGUGCAGCGCGAGGGUGGAUUCGUCCACCCUGCCCUCCGCGUCGCGAAUCACCCGGAACACGGGCUCGGGGUCUCUGCCGCCGCGCCUGACGGCGACAUCCCCCCUGGGGACGUCCUCAUCGCGCUCCCGGGCCGGCUCCCUUUACGACUACGGCGCCCCACCGGUGCCGCGGAUGACGUGCUUGUGCAGCUCGCCCAACAAGUCCCGGAGGAACUAUGGGCUAUGAAGCUGGGCUUGAGGUUGCUUCAAGAAAGGGCCAAAUCUGAUUCAUUUUGGUGGCCGUAUAUUGCCAAUUUGCCAGAGACAUUUACUGUUCCAAUCUUCUUUCCUGGGGAAGACAUAAAAAACUUGCAGUAUGCUCCUCUCCUCCACCAGGUUAAUAAAAGAUGUCGUUUUCUCCUUGAGUUUGAGAAAGAGAUACAGCAGAAGCUUCAUACUGUGCCCUCGGUAGAUCAUCCUUUCUAUGGACAAGAUGUAAAUUCAUCUUCCCUUGGAUGGGCUAUGUCAGCUGCCUCUUCUCGUGCAUUCCGAUUGCAUGGUGAAAUCCCAAUGUUGUUGCCUCUUAUUGAUAUGUGCAACCAUAGUUUCAACCCCAAUGCUAGGAUCGUUCAGGAAGGAAGUGUAAACAGCUUAGAUAUGUCAGUAAAGGUUGUCGCUGAGAAGAAGAUUGAGCAAAAUGCAUCAAUAACACUGAACUAUGGCUGCCACCCAAAUGAUUUCUUUCUUCUUGAUUAUGGAUUUGUGAUAACACCGAAUCCUUACGAUCAAGUGGAACUAAGUUAUGAUGGAACCCUUCUUGAUGCUGCAAGCAUGGCAGCAGGAGUCUCUUCUCCCAACUUUUCAGCGCCAGCCAAGUGGCAACAAGAUAUAUUGUCACAGCUAAAUCUGCAUGGAGAGGGUGCCAUUUUAAAGGUAAGCUUAGGAGGCCCAGACAUUGUUGAUGGACGCUUGUUAGCUGCUCUAAGGGUGCUUCUUGCGGAUGAUCCAGAGGCUUUGCACAAGCAUGACCUGAAAACACUGAUGUCCCUUGAUGUGCAAGCUCCUUUAGGCCCCGCUAUUGAAGCAUCAGCACUCCGAACAGUUCUUGCCCUUUGUGCGAUUGCUCUCCAACACUUCCACACAAAGAUAAUGGACGACGAGGCCAUUCUAAGAGGGGGGCCACCUCUUACCACGGAGCUGGCUGUCCAGUUUAGAUUGCAGAAGAAGUUCAUGAUCGUUGACGUGAUGCAGAAUGUCAGCAGGAGAAUCAAGAUGCUAUCGCCGCAGAAAUCCACCGCGUAGUUCUUUAAUUUGUCAUCAGACAAUCAGUUACCACUCUGUACUGGCUACUGCAGAUAACACAAGCCCCAGUUUUGAUUAUGUAGCAUAUUCUUGUCAUCCUACUUCCAAUGCCUGAUAUUGAAAAGUUACAUCUGCAUGAAUCUAAGGGUGUGCAGUGUUUUCAUGGAACAAUCAAUUACUUUACUCUACUGAUUACUGCGUAUAAUAAUAAGCCCCAAUUUUGACGCUUGUACCA
Molecule: messenger RNA, 1782 nt
Organism: Sorghum bicolor (sorghum)
Lineage: Eukaryota; Viridiplantae; Streptophyta; Magnoliopsida; Poales; Poaceae
Product: histone-lysine N-methyltransferase setd3
Exons: 5
Coding region: 75-1547 (490 amino acids)
Biological process (GO): peptidyl-lysine monomethylation
Molecular function (GO): protein binding; protein-lysine N-methyltransferase activity
Source: RefSeq, a predicted model, not a curated record